This is a messenger RNA of Schistocerca gregaria, 1255 nucleotides long. RefSeq lists its product as uncharacterized. Gene Ontology annotation, biological process: proteolysis. The transcript has 3 exons. The coding region runs from base 1 to 1188 and encodes 395 amino acids. Lineage: Eukaryota; Metazoa; Arthropoda; Insecta; Orthoptera; Acrididae. Gene Ontology annotation, molecular function: metalloaminopeptidase activity. The record is from RefSeq and is a predicted model, not a curated record.
AUGGAUCGAGCGCCGGGAGCAGGCAGGGUGGAAGAGACCUCGUCGACGCGCGAGGCGGACAAGGUGGCGGGUCCGAAGUCGCGUGAGGCUAUCCAACAGACGUCACCGCCGUCUGUCCCCGUGUCUAGGUUCUACCCGAGCGGCAGCUACCCCGAGGGUGAGGUCAUGGCGUAUGCCGAGGCUGACCAUCUUGUGAGGACAACGAGCGAGGAGAAGAGGGCGUUAGAGCGCCUGAAUUUCAAGUCGUACAACGACAUUCGCCGCGCGGCCGAGGUGCACAGACAAGUGCGCCGGUACGCCAAGAGUGUGAUUCGUCCUGGGAUGAAGAUGAUAGACAUUGUGGAGAUGGUGGAGAGCUCCGUGGUCAAGCUGGUCGAGGCGAAGGGUUUGAGGUCGGGGAUCGGAUUUCCGACCGGCGUGAGUUUGAACAAUUGCGCCGCUCACUACACGCCGAACACGGGCGAUGCCAGCGUGUUGGGGCCCAACGACGUCAUGAAGCUGGACUUCGGCGUGCACGUGAACGGCCUGAUCAUAGACUCGGCGUGCACGUUGACUUGGAACCCCCGGUACGACAGGCUGCUCGAGGCCGUCCGAGAUGCGACCAACACGGGCAUCAGGGAGGCGGGCAUCGACGUCCAGCUCGGGGACGUCGGGUCCGCGAUUCAGGAGGUCAUGGAGAGCUACGAGGUCGAGCUGGACGGAAAGGUCUACCCCGUCAAGGCCAUCAGAAAUCUCAACGGGCACUCGAUCGAGCCGUACAUCAUUCACUCGGGAAAGAGUGUGCCCAUCGUGAGCGGGAGAGAAAUGACAAGAAUGGAGGAAAACGAGUUCUACGCUAUCGAGACGUUCGGGUCCACCGGCAAAGGUUGGGUACACGACGGCGGUGACUGCUCUCACUAUAUGAAGCGUGCCGAUGCACCGCAUGUGGUGCCCAGGUCGGCGUCUGCGAAGCAGCUCCUUCACCACAUCAACACAGUCUACAAAACGCUGCCGUUCUGCAGGAGGUGGCUCGACUCGAAAGGACAGACCAAGCACCUGAUCGCCCUCAAAAGCCUGCUGGACUCGGGCGUCGUAUCGGCGCACCCGCCCCUCUAUGACGUCAAAGACUGCUACACGGCCCAGUUCGAACACACUAUCGUGUUGAGACCCACCUGUAAAGAAGUAAUCAGCCGCGGAGACGAUUACUGAGCCGCGCGAACCGCCGGCCCUCUCUCACCCACCUUCGCCACGUGUAAAAAUACACACGUACGCACCG